Messenger RNA from Micromonas pusilla CCMP1545, 678 nucleotides. RefSeq lists its product as uncharacterized. Bases 29 to 487 code for a protein of 152 amino acids. The transcript has 4 exons. Gene Ontology annotation, cellular component: thylakoid; chloroplast thylakoid membrane. The record is from RefSeq and is a predicted model, not a curated record. Lineage: Eukaryota; Viridiplantae; Chlorophyta; Mamiellophyceae; Mamiellales; Mamiellaceae.
GGAAGAAUCGAAUCCGAUCCAACAACCAAUGGUCGCCGUCUGCUCUGUCGCCACCCGCGCGGUGCUCGCCCCGCGCGCGUCCGCGCGCGUCUCCUCCAAGGCGACGCCCCGCGCGGUCCUCGGCCGCGCCGCGCCGCGCAAGGCUUCGAUCGCCCCCAAGACGUCGCGCGGCGCCGCCGUCGUCGUCCGCGCGGACUCGGACGACCUCAACGCCAAGCUCAAGGAAGUCACCGACACCGUCUCCGAGAAGUGGGAGGACACGGACGACAAGCCCGCGGUCGUUACGUUGGGGGUGUACGGCCUCGUCGGCCUCGUCGCCGCCAACGGCGUGCUGAAAUCCAUCGACGGGUUGCCGCUCGUCCCGGACCUUCUCGAGAUCGUCGGCAUCGGGUUCUCCGCCUUUUACGUGUACCAGAACCUCCUGUUCAAGCCCGACCGCGCCGCGCUUAAGGAGUCCAUCUCCAAGGCCCUGGACGAGAUCCUGUGAGCGUGGCGGCGGCGAGCGGCGAGCGGGGGAGUCGCGACGGGCGGGCGGCGCGCGAGCGAGCGAGCGAGCGGCGCGAGAGAAGAGACGUCGCCUUCUCAGCGAGGAGUGACGAGUUGAGACGAAAUACGUUUAGGCGCCUCCGCGACGACCAGACUGGAAAAAGAAGAGAGAAAAGAAAAGCGCGCUUUAUC